Molecule: messenger RNA, 1800 nt
Organism: Solanum dulcamara
Lineage: Eukaryota; Viridiplantae; Streptophyta; Magnoliopsida; Solanales; Solanaceae
Product: folate transporter 1, chloroplastic-like
Exons: 11
Coding region: 555-1499 (314 amino acids)
Biological process (GO): nucleotide transport; folate import into mitochondrion
Molecular function (GO): FAD transmembrane transporter activity; folic acid transmembrane transporter activity
Source: RefSeq, a predicted model, not a curated record
CAGUAGAAGCUACAAAUAUUUGUAUUAAAACAUCUAAAUUAUAGUGUUACGCACCUAAAUUAUGUGGAAUCCUAUUAUCUCAGAACUUAUUUUUCACAUUAUGUAACCUUUUACUAUUCACCUGAUAAAAAAUUAUGUUAAUAUAUACCAUGUGCAAACACACACCUAUACUAGACAAGAAAAAAGGUCUUAAUAUUUUAUUUCAUUUCAAAUCCAAACCCCUUUGUCCUCCUACUUGCACUAUUAUUGGAGUAAAAAUUACUUCAAAAAUAUCGGGUUUUUUCAGUCCAAAACACUAUCAGUUACAAUAUACAUUUUGUAUUUCAAAGAAAAAAGUACAUAAACUUGCCCGAAAAAAAUAUUUAUACACCUCGACACAAAUUGACGUUUAAAUUGGCUGUUUCAAUUUUGCACAAUUACUGAGCAGGCGCAAGCUGCGGACAUGUCGGGCGUUCACCAGGAGGUCAAUACGACACCGCUUCGUUUGCGUAGGAAGGUCCAUCUCAUUAAAGUAAACGGCGAAAAGGAAAGGGAAGCCAACGGUAGACGGAGCCAUGAAAAAAAUGGCAGCUUUGCCGUCGGCAGACUGGCAAUGGGAAAAUGCCGUUGCCGGCGCUGCCGCGGGACUCGCCACUGUCACUUUCUCUCAACCCCUUGACGUUGUUCGUACCAGGUUCCAAGUUUAUGACGGAAGAAUCUCCAACGUCCCCGCCUAUAGGAACACACCUCAUGCUUUAUUUGCUAUUACUCGAAGUGAGGGUUUUAGAGGACUUUAUGCUGGUUUUUACCCUGCUAUUCUUGGGUCAACUAUUUCAUGGGGUUUAUAUUUUUUCUUCUAUAGCAAGGCUAAGCAAAGAUAUCUGAGGACCAGGGACGAGCUGAGUCCAGGCCUUCACCUUGCUUCAGCUGCAGAAGCAGGAGCGCUGGUCUGUUUUUGCACCAACCCUCUUUGGCUUGUGAAAACAAGAUUGCAACUUCAGACUCCUAAUCAGAUUCAUCCAUACACCGGGUUUCAUGAUGCUUUAAGAACCAUAAUCAAAGAAGAAGGAUGGAGGGCACUUUACAAGGGGCUUAUGCCAGGCCUAUUUAUGCAGGUUACACAUGGUGCUAUUCAGUUCACAGCAUAUGAGGAAUUUCGCAAAGUUCUUGUUAGCUCGAAAGCUCAGGAAAAUGAGAACACACUUGCCACAGCUGCUGACUUGUUGGAUUCAGUUGACUAUGCAACACUAGGAGCUUCUUCUAAGCUGGCAGCCAUUCUUACAACAUACCCAUUUCAGGUUGUACGAUCUCGGUUGCAGCAACGACCAAGUACAACUGGAGUUCCGAGAUACAUGGAUAGCUGGCAUGUUGUGAAGGAAACUGCAAGGUUUGAGGGUGUACGAGGCUUCUACAGAGGUAUCACGCCAAACAUGCUGAAAAAUGUCCCUGCAGCUUCAGUUACCUUCAUUGUCUAUGAGAACGUCCUAAACCUGCUAAAAUUAUCUAGGAGAGAGUAUUAGUUCUUUUACUUCUUUUUUGCCUCCCAUUCCUGCUGUAGCACUAGGAUUCUACACUAGUGAAACACUAUCUGGAAAAAGAGUACUCACAGAUUUGACAGGAGUACAAAUCGAAUCACGAUGCUGCUUAAGAGUUUGUAAAAAGUGGACAAUUUUAUGGUUGGUGUACUUGUACAAUAUUUCUAGUCUUUGUAAUUUAUCAGAUAAGAAAUAAUUUUGUGAGUCGCUAUUCAAGUGCUCACGAGUCACGAAGCUGCUUCUGUAGCAACAAUAUUUGAUGGAAUUGCUAUGCUUUGACAUCUAA